GGCGCCGGAUGUUGCUGUCGUGUCCGAGUCGGGUCCAUCUGACUGGCAGGCAGGCCGCGCAGGCGUAGAGAGCCCCAGCCACGCCGACCCAGGUGGCUUCUGCAAGGGAUGCGGAGACUCCAGUGAACGACCAUGGCAGCGGCCGACGAGCUGACCUUUCACGAAUUCGAGGAGGCCACUAAUCUUCUGGCUGAGACCCCAGAUGCAGCCACCACCAGUAGAAGCGAUCAGCCAACCUCACAGGGGCACGUGGCUGUGGCUGUGGGCUCAGGUGACAGCUAUGGAGCGGAGGAUGAGGUGGAGGAAGAGAGUGACAAGGCUGCGCUCCUGCAGGAGAAGCAGCAGCAGCAGCAGCAGCAGCAGCCCGGAUUCUGGACCUUCAGCUACUAUCAGAGCUUCUUUGAUGUGGACACCUCACAGGUCCUUGACCGGAUCAAAGGUUCGCUGUUGCCCCGGCCUGGCCACAACUUUGUGCGGCACUAUCUGCGGAAUCGGCCGGAUCUGUAUGGCCCCUUCUGGAUCUGCGCCACGCUGGCCUUUGUCCUAGCUGUCACCGGCAACCUGACACUGGUACUGGCCCAGAGGAGGGACCCCUCCAUCCACUACAGCCCCCAAUUCCACAAGGUGACCGUGGCAGGCAUCAGCAUCUACUGCUAUGCGUGGCUGGUGCCGCUGGCCCUGUGGGGCUUCCUGCGGUGGCGCAAGGGUGUCCGGGAGCGCGUGGGGCCCUACACCUUCCUGGAGACUGUGUGCGUCUACGGCUACUCCCUCUUUGUCUUCAUCCCCAUGGUGGUCCUGUGGCUCAUCCCUGUGCCUUGGCUGCAGUGGCUCUUUGGGGCACUGGCUCUGGGCCUGUCGGCUGCGGGGCUGGUAUUCACCCUGUGGCCCGUGGUCCGUGAGGACACCAGGCUGGUGGCUGCAGCGCUGCUGUCUACAGUUGUGCUGCUCCACGCCCUCUUGGCCACGGGCUGUAAGUUGUACUUCUUCCAGUCGCUGCCUCCGGAGCAUGUGGCUCCUCCACACCAAGCCGCAUCUCUGCCCACAAACAUCCCACUGUCCCCUACCCUGCCUCGGUCCAUGGCUCCCUCCUAGGAAGGCCCGGGUCCCACAGGCAGUACCUAAGUGGACCAACCCCUCUGGCUGUCCAGCCCCCAGACAGUGACUGAACGCUCCCCUGACACCUCGAGAUGAUUCUGCUACUUUCCAGACUUUUCUUACAAAGCAAACACUUUUAUUUUCUAUGCAAAGGUGAUUCAGAGAAUUUAUAUAAAGGCGGGCGAAGGGCAGCCGAGCAGGGAGCUUUGGGACAGGGCUGGGGCCCCAAUAUCCCCUGGGGCUGCCUGCUUUCCCCCCUACGGCUCCCGUGGCACAGGAGGGAGAGCCAAGGGGGCAACCCAGCCUGGACAGUGCCCGCUCUGUCUGGGUGCACACACGGCGGGCCUGAGCUCCAGCAUCUGAACUUGGGGGUGUGAGAAACGGGAGCAGAAGGAGAAGAAACUGCCUGUGCUGCAACACAUUUCCUUGUUUAUUUUUUCUUUCUUUUUUGGAGGGAGAGGUCCCUGCAAAGCCCCUUCCCAGGCAGGGGAGGGACGGAAAUGCUGUCACAGUAGUAGGGACUGGAGCGUCUACAAAGACGGAGGGAAGAUACUCAGGCCUAAUGGUAGCUGCAAGGAAAGAGGACACCUUCCAUGACACAUCCUUGAGGUGUCUACGUCUGCCCCAAGUGGCUGGCGGUGGCCUUCCCUCCAGGCCCAGGGCCUGCAGCCACCUGCUCUAACUCUGGGUGGGGGAGGUGGGGGGAACCUGCAGGGGCUCAGGGACAGGACAGCAGCAAGAGGCAGGGGCCGAGGACGGAGGCCUUCCCAACAGCAGGGUGGGUUGUACAUUCAAGUGUGAGGUGAACCCUUUGGUGGGGAGGGGGCCCCUGAAGCCUCAGCGGGGCCACCCCUCCCCGCGGUGCCUCUGAGUCUGGGGAGAGGGGCUGCUGGCUCGGCCCGGCCGGCCUGGCUUCUCAGAGGGUCUGUGGAUUGACACUGGUUCUUUUCAUAAAAAAAUAAAAUUAAAAAAAGCA
Cebus imitator (Panamanian white-faced capuchin) is the source of this 2071-nucleotide messenger RNA. RefSeq names its product Yip1 domain family member 2 (gene YIPF2). NCBI's taxonomy places the organism in Eukaryota, Metazoa, Chordata, Mammalia, Primates, Cebidae. Gene Ontology annotation, molecular function: small GTPase binding. The coding region runs from base 133 to 1092 and encodes 319 amino acids. Gene Ontology annotation, cellular component: Golgi apparatus; membrane. Gene Ontology annotation, biological process: vesicle-mediated transport. The transcript has 10 exons. The record is from RefSeq and is a predicted model, not a curated record.